AUGGUCAACACUUUAGCUCAAGUUUCAAUAAAAUAUUCUGCGGUGCUAUUUAGCUCCGGAUUUAAUAUUUCGAUUAAUCCGUAUCCUACAGAUCCAUUACGUUAUGAAGCAGUAUGGCCGUAUAAAUAUAGCGAACUCAUUGAUAUUGGUAAAGAACAGCAUUACGCUUUAGGAAAAUGGUUUGGAGAACGAUAUCUUAAGGCGUCUUUAAAUCGAUGUGACCCUCAAAUGAUUUUCGCACGCUCAAUCGACGAAGAUAUAUUUGUAAAGUCGGCUCAAAUUCACUUAGCUGGUAUGUGUCUUCCAAAUAUCAGCAACAAUCUUACGAACGCGUAUUUGUCCCAGCAACCUAUCUCCAUAACAACCACACCAGUAAAUGAGGAUGAAAUUUUGGCUAUGAAAAGAGAAUGUCCAGAUUAUAUUAAACUCAGACAGGAAUAUUUAAAUACAAAGCUAUACAAAGAUGGACUCGAUUGCUACAAAGGAUUACUGGAUUACUUGUCAGAACAUACAAAUAUGACUGUUGAAAACUACGAUGAUAUCAAUAAAAUUUACAACAUUUUGUUGGUUGAGAAUUUAUACAAUUUGACUUUGCCAAACUGGACCCAAGCGGUUUUUCCACAUAAACUCGAAGAUCCGGCAUGUCAUAAUUAUGCUUUGUCAUCUGCAACCCCAUCUAUGGCCCGUUUAUUGGUGGGACCAUUGAUCAAAGAAAUUGUGAAUGACAUGUCUUACACAAUGUUGGUCAUGCCAAAUGAUGUUGUUUUGUCUAUAUACAGUGGAGAUGAUAACACGAUAGGAAAUGUUUUAACUGCUUUGGAUUUGUUUGACGGAAAAUGUCCCUCGACUACUGCAACAAUUUUAAUGGAACUAUUAUAUGAUAAUUCCUCAAAGGAUUUUUAUGUGAGAAUAUUGUAUCGGAAUACCAGUGACAUGGUUGAACCCUAUGCUAUGGACAUACCUAAUUGUGGAACUGUAUGUAAAUUUAAAAAUUUCACUCAGAUAUACGGUCAUCUCAUAUCUGUUGAUUGGGAAGCAGACUGCUACGAGAACGAACGUUAUAUCAUUUUUAAACGAAACCUUACAGCAAUAAUCUGUAUCAUAACAUUCUGUCUGUUA
This is a messenger RNA of Papilio machaon (common yellow swallowtail), 1119 nucleotides long. Its product is annotated as prostatic acid phosphatase. The annotation marks the transcript as partial. Lineage: Eukaryota; Metazoa; Arthropoda; Insecta; Lepidoptera; Papilionidae. The record is from RefSeq and is a predicted model, not a curated record. Gene Ontology annotation, biological process: dephosphorylation. The transcript has 8 exons. Gene Ontology annotation, molecular function: phosphatase activity.